Molecule: messenger RNA, 5252 nt
Organism: Doryrhamphus excisus (bluestripe pipefish)
Lineage: Eukaryota; Metazoa; Chordata; Actinopteri; Syngnathiformes; Syngnathidae
Gene: kif16ba
Product: kinesin family member 16Ba
Biological process (GO): microtubule-based movement
Molecular function (GO): ATP binding; phosphatidylinositol binding; microtubule motor activity
Source: RefSeq, a predicted model, not a curated record
UCGAAGAAGAAGAAGUUUUUACCUGUUUAUAUUAUAGGGUCUUGUUAGCCAAUGAAAACAAGCUAAGCAGCUAAUUGUGUCCUCCAGCCGCUGGACCUCAGUCGGUUCCUGCCGCGCAUCACAAUAACAUCUGGUUGCGGUGGCGGUCCAACUCGCUUUGUCUCUGCUUCGUGGAAUUUGUGUCCAGCCAGAGGUUUUAGCUUUGGGACUUUUGACCCUCAUCAUGCUAAGCUAGUUCGCAUAUAAGCUAGCCGCUGCUUUCUCAUCGUCUUGGCUCCAAGCUAACUGGACGGGACCAGCUCGGGAUGUGCAAUGGCAUCGGUUCGGGUAGCUGUCCGGGUCAGACCCAUGGACAGACGGGAGAAGGACUUGAUGGCCAAGUGCAUCAUCAAGAUGGACGGUACCAAAACCACCAUCACCAACCUGAAGAUCCCUGAAGGCAUCACAGGGGAGUCCACGAGGGAUCGAACAAAGACCUUCACGUACGACUUUUCGUACGACUCGGCCGACUGUAAGAGCUCGACCUUCGUCUCUCAGGAUAAGGUCUUUCGAGAUUUGGGCUCUGACGUGCUGAAAGCAGCGUUUGAGGGCUACAACGCUUGUGUUUUCGCCUAUGGUCAGACAGGAUCUGGGAAAUCUUACACCAUGAUGGGAAAUCCAGGAGAUGCGGGUUUGAUCCCCAGGAUCUGCGAGGGGUUGUUUGGCCGCAUCGCAGAAGCCACACGAUGGGAUGAAGCUUCUUUCCGUACAGAAGUCAGCUACCUGGAGAUCUACAACGAGCGUGUGAGGGAUCUGCUAAGGAGGAAGUCCACCCAGACGUAUAACCUGAGAGUGAGGGAGCACCCCAAGGGUGGGCCUUAUGUAGAAGAUCUGUCCAAACACCUGGUCCAGAACUACAGCGACGUAGAGGAGCUGAUGGAGGCAGGAAACAUCAACCGCACUACCGCCAGCACAGGCAUGAAUGACGUCAGCAGCCGAUCGCACGCCAUCUUCACCAUAAACUUCACACAGGCCAAGUUUGAUGCAGAGAUGCCCAGUGAAACGGUCAGCAAGAUCCACCUGGUGGACCUGGCUGGAAGUGAGCGGGCAGACUCCACCGGCGCCACUGGCGUCAGGCUGAAAGAAGGCGGCAACAUCAAUAAGUCUCUGGUCACACUGGGAAACGUCAUCUCUGCUCUGGCUGACCUGACGCAGGACGGCGUCAACACCAACCAGAAGAAGAAGUCUGUCUUUGUCCCCUACAGAGACUCCGUGCUAACAUGGCUGCUGAAGGACAGCCUGGGCGGCAACUCCAAGACCAUCAUGAUCGCCACCAUCUCCCCCGCCGAUGUCAACUACGGCGAGACGCUGAGUACGCUGCGCUACGCCAACCGGGCCAAGAACAUCAUCAACAAGCCCACCAUCAACGAGGACGCCAACGUCAGGCUGAUCAGAGAACUGCGCGCGGAAAUCGCACGACUGAAAGCUCUGCUGAUUGAAGGCAGCCAGAUCGCUUUGCUGGAUUCUCCCACUGCUCUCAGCGUGGAGGAGAAGCUGCACCAGAACGAAGCCCGAGUUCUUGAGCUGACUAAAGAAUGGACCAACAAGUGGAACGAGACACAGAACAUCCUGAAGGAGGAGACGCUGGCGUUGAGGAAGGAAGGCAUCGGCGUGGUUCUGGAUUCUGAGCUGCCUCACCUCAUCGGCAUUGACGACGACCUCCUCAGCACCGGGAUCAUCCUCUACCACCUCAAAGAGGGACGCACAUUUGUGGGCAGAGAGGACGCGUCCACGGAGCAGGACAUCAUUCUGCACGGUCUAGACCUGGAGAGCGAGCACUGCAUGUUUGAGAACCAGAACGGUACUGUGACGCUGGUACCACUCAGUGGAGCUCAGUGUUGUAUCAAUGGAGUCCAGGUGAUGACACCCACUCAGCUCAACCAAGGUGCUGUGAUCCUGCUGGGCAGAACCAACAUGUUCCGUUUCAAUCACCCCAAAGAGGCGGCCAAACUCAGAGAGAAGCGCAAGAGCGGCCUGUUGUCCUCCUUCAGUCUGUCCAUGAGUGACCUGUCCCAGUCCUGUGAGAACCUCUCCACUGUCAUGCUCUACAACCCGGGUCUCUACACUGACAAGGGCCCCGUCUUUCUCAGGCUGGAGUUUGAGCGACAGCAGCGUGAGGAGUUGGACAAGUUGGAGGUGAAAAGGAGGCUGAUCAAGGAGAUGGAGGCCAAGCAGCAGAGCGAGAAGGCGGAGCUAGAGCGCCUCCAGCAGGAGGUGGAGAGCCAGCGCAAGGAAUCUGAGGAAGUGCAUCAGAGGAUCCUUCGCCAGGAGGAGAGCCUUCGCCGCCGCAGUCAGGACAUGGAGAUCCUCCUUCGCCACCUCCUGGAGGAGAAGCAACGCUUUGAGGAGGACAGACGCUCCCACCUCCAGGAGGUGCAGGAGGGAGCAGAGGAGAAGCAGGACGAAGAGCAGAAGGAGAUCUACCGAGAGCUGGAGGAGCUGAAGAGGGAGCGUGAGGAACAGCAUGCACGUCUGGAGACUGAGAGGAGGCGCUUGGAGGAGCAGGAGAAGGAGCAGAUGAGCCUAGUUGGGAAGCUGCAGGCGCAGCUAAGGGAUGAAGAGGAGGCCGCAGUCUCCCUGCAGAGCCAGGAGGAAGCAGGCCGCCUGGAGGAGGAGCAACAAUCGCUAGCCGACAUCAGAGAGGCGCUCCUGCGGGCCAGGGAGGUGGGAGGAGCCAGUGAGGAGGCGAGGAACGCUUUCGCUCUUUACACAGACUUCAAAGGAACUCAGCUGGAGGAGCUAGGACGCAUGGAGGAGGCGCUUCAGCGGCAGAAGGAACGUCUGGAGAAGGAGGUCACCUCUUUGCUCCCACUGGCACACAACCUGGAGAAGGAGCAACGUCUGCACUGCAAGGAGCGCCAGCUGAGGAGCCUAGCCCAGAACCUUCUCCCGGCGCUGGCACAGGAGAAACAGCGAGCAGAGGAGGUGCUCGAGCAUCCCCUUGGCCCACAGGAACUUCUGUACCAAGUGGAGAAGGAGCUUCAGGAGAAGGAGGAGAAGCUGGAGGUCCACCGGGCGUGCGCUCAACACCUGCUGCACCUCCAGGAGACCUUUCAGUUCACGGCUGACGUUGCCCGUCAAGAAGAAAAGGUGAGGCUCAAGGAGAAGGAGAUCCUGGAGUCCAAAGAGAAGCAGCAGGUGGAAGCCAUGGAAGAAGCGGUGGGCCGGCUGAAGAAGAGGCACUUGGCCCUCAGACGCUGUGCCUCCAUGGAGGAGAAAGGCGUACACAGGGAGGAACAGGAGAUCGAAAAAGGAGAGAAGAGCCGGGGAACUCACCUGCACACACUCCUUCCUCUGUCAGAUGAUCGCAUCAACGCUUACAUCGAGGAGGAGGUGCAGAGGAGGCUACGCAACAUGAACCUCCGGAAUGGACUUUCGCUCUCCUGCCAGCCGCUCCAGGAGGUACAAGCAAGCACGUCGACACAGGAGGAAGACAAGCUGCCAAAUAAGAAUCAUGGACUGAAGGUCAAAUACGAGACGGACGCAAGCGUCCACCAGAACCCUCAGGUAGAACCAGGGACCCGGGAAGAAGAGCCUGCGGCCACGCUUGAGUUGCGGGCGAAGAAUGAAGCGUGUGCCAGAUCCGGUCGGGAUCACAUGGAUGAAAACCGAAACAUGACGGUGAAGGUGGAUAAGAGGCGGGUCCCGUCACUGCCAUGUGACCCGGCUUCUUCCGAAGACCUGGGAACCUCUGGAUCAGAGGAACACUGUGACGGUGAAACGGCCAUCUUAGAACCUGAGAAGACGUCCAGUUUGGGCUACUUUGCAGGGAAGUUGUCAGAGGUCUACAGAACCGCUGGUCUGGGUCUGCAAGUGACCCGUGACAUCAUUCACGGUGUUGGCAUGCAAGAUGUGAAGGACCUGUUCUCUCACUAUGUGACCCGAAUGUCCAAAGAACUUCCCCUGAUCUAUCUCAGGGAGCCCACAGUGGGACCUGUCCCAGAACCUCCUGAGGUCCACAUGGGACAUAAAGUUACUUUGUUGAAUGCGACAAAAAAUGGCGUGGACUGGUCCAAUCUGGCCAAAGGUUCUGUGUCUUGCGUGAAGAACUUCGGUCCUCAUGUGUUCUCUCAAAGUCUGGUUCUGAUGCCGCCGGCUUUGGACCACCUCCAGGCAUCUCCGGCACUCAAGAUGCUGGAGACGUUGGACGCUCUGGCGCCACGUUCACGGGUCGGCCUGCUGCGGAGCGUCUUCUGGUUGAGAACGGCCAGCGCCGAGAAGCCACGCCCUCAAGCGGCGUGUCUGCUGGUGUCGGAAAAAGCGUUAACUGUGGUCUCAAGCGGUGCUGGUUCUGAAGACACCCUAACGGUUUGCCAGUGUUUGGGUCUCAGUCAGAUCCACAAGGUCCAGAUCAGUCUGGCGGGGCAACAUGUGCGCUUGCUGGGCGGUUCCAGUGACGUUCUCUUGGUGGUGUUCACCCACAGCAAGGAACUCACACAGGAGUUCUGCAGGGCCGUACUCAAUGCCGAGAAGUCCUCGGAGUUGGUCAAAGGUCCCCCUUUGUUGGACGGUGACCUCAUGGUUCUGUCUCUGGAUUGGACCGCCAGAGUUCCUGACAUUGUUCUGGACCAUCUCGUCAUCACCUCCAGAUUCAAGCGGGUUCUGGCGGACCUGCUCUACGUAGUCCACGGGAACAUGUCCGGUUCUGACAAGCCCUCGCUGGCCGCCAUCCAACCUCUGCUCUACACCAGCACCAGAACGUCCUGCACAGACCCAGACGCCAUCUUGCAGUUCUUCCUCACAGAUACCCACGUGGUUAUACUCCAGGAGGACGCCGUUCUCCACCCGGCAACACCUGGCUCCGUUCUGCUUCCCAUGCAACCGCAUUUCCGGAUCCGGGACUUGCGACGCCGUAAGGAUAUCAGCUGUGUGCUCCUGAAGCGGAGACGGGAGUGUCUGCUGGUCCAGAUAGUCUUCAAGAACUCAAUAAAUGCGUCGACUCAUCAGAGCCGUUCUUGGAAGCUGACUUUUGGUUGCGUACCAGAAGUUGCUCUCCUAGUUCAGCACCUGUGCGUCUGAAAGACCAAACCUUGGACCACAAUCUGGUUCUGAUCUGCUUUUAAAAGAUGAUGUAAAACGUCAAAUCAGAAUCAUCAGUAAGAAUAAAUACUUUAGGCGAGAAGAUGGUGCACGUCUUUACUUUCCUACUAAGGACAUUUUUCAUGCCGUUUCUGUUUCCAUGGUGACGGCUGCUUUAGGUCUAGUCCUGGUAC